This is a messenger RNA of Colletotrichum godetiae, 1518 nucleotides long. Its product is annotated as major facilitator superfamily transporter. Gene Ontology annotation, molecular function: transmembrane transporter activity. Gene Ontology annotation, biological process: transmembrane transport. The transcript is spliced from 5 exons. NCBI's taxonomy places the organism in Eukaryota, Fungi, Ascomycota, Sordariomycetes, Glomerellales, Glomerellaceae. The record is from RefSeq and is a predicted model, not a curated record. Gene Ontology annotation, cellular component: membrane. Bases 1 to 1518 code for a protein of 505 amino acids.
AUGGGUAAAAUCACCUCUACGAGUAAAGAGGUCUCUGUCGACACGAUCGAAAAGGGGCUUCUACCCGACGCGUCACCAUUGUCGUCUUCGUCGCCGGCAUCUCCAUCGUCGCCGCGGCUCGAGACCCCGGAUGAAGUGGCCAUGGCACACCCCGAGUGGCGCGCGGCGGAGAAGAGGCUGGUGCGGAAGCUGGAUAUGACGCUUAUGCCGGUGAUUUGGACGUUGUACAUGUUCAACUACCUCGAUAGGAAUAAUCUCGCGCAGGCCAAGUUGAACAAGUUCGAGGCGGAUCUCGGGCUCGUGGGGGAGCAGUUCAAUACCGCCGUAGCGAUAUUCAACGUCGGGUACAUGGUUGCCCAAUUACCGUCCAACAUGCUCAUCACCCGCGUGCGUCCGAGCAUAUACCUGCCGUGCUGCGUGCUCCUGUGGUCGUGUGUAUCGGCAUCGACGGCGGCAGCAAAGAACUUCUCGAGCCUCGUCGCUAUCAGAGUGAUUUUAGGCGUCGUCGAAGCCCCGUUCUUCCCAGGGAUCUUCUACGUCCUCUCCUGCUGGUACACCCAGAAAGAAAUCGCCUUCCGCACAGCAAUCCUCUACUCGGGCAUGCUCAUCGCGACGGCCUUUUCCGGCCUCAUCGCCGCCGCCGUCUUUGCGCACCUUGACGGCGCGCGUGGGCUCGCGGGCUGGCAGUGGCUCUUCAUCAUCGAGGGGGCCGGCAGCUUCGCGUCUGCGUUCGCGGCGCUGGCUUUCCUGCCGGAUUACGUCGGGUCCCGAACAGGCAUGUGCUCGUGGCUCAUGUCGGAGAGGGAGCUGCAGGUUGCGGCGCAGCGGAUGGACGCCGAUCGGGUUUCGGUGCCCGAGGAGAAGUCGAGUGUGUGGAGGGGGUUGGGGCUUGCUGUUAAGGAUGCGAGGACGUGGGCUUUUGUCUGCAUGAUGGCCUUCUACCUCUCCUCCCACGGCCUCAACAGCUUCUUCCCGACAAUCGUCCAAGGCUUCCGCCUAGGCUCCAACACAACGACCUUGAUGCUCACCGCGCCGCCCUACCUCCUCGCCGCCGUCGUCGCCCUCUGCGUAGCCGUCUCCUCGGACCGCCGCGCCGACAGGGGUCUCCACAUCGUCGGCCCCGUGUGCGUGGCCAUGCUCGGCUUCGUCAUCUCGGCGGCGACGACGAACCGGCCCGCACGGUACUUUGCCAGCUUCCUGUACCUCCCCGGCGCGUUCGCGUCGACGGGCCUGAUUUUUAGCUGGGCGGCGAGCGUGGCGAGCGAGACGCCUGAGAAGAGGGCUACGGCGACGUCGAUCGUGUGUUUGUUGGCGCAGGUGGGCAAUAUUUGGAGUCCGUAUUUUUUUCGGCCGGCGGAUAAUCCGAGGUAUUUGCUUGCUUUCUUGUUGAUGAUGGUGUUUUCGUUCAUGUGUAUCGGGACGGUGUUUUGGAUGAGGUGGUCGCUGGGGAGGGCGAAUCGGAGGAUGGUGGAGGGGGCUGAGGGGACGGGAAGGAGAGUGAGAUUAUAUAUACUUUAA